UCAAGGCAAAAGGUGUGUGCUUGUGCUAUAAUCUGAUACUGGAUCUGCUAGCUUGUUGGAAGAUUCAUCCGUUAGUGUUUGGAUAUACAACCCAGUGGAUGGUUAAUACUGCGUGCUCUAAAAUUUAACCACCAUUACCAGUUUGACGAUGCACCUCACCUCAGGAUCCAAAUGAGCCAGUCUCACUGUGGUUCCAUUCCUCUUCUCUAGCCAUCAACAAACCUUAAUCUUGAUGCUAGUUCCAUUUCUGAAAGAACGUGAUCGUUUAAUUACUCUGAAAUUGCAUACUUAACCAUGCUAUGAGAAGUGCCAGAGCCAUACAAAAUCAAAGAACACUCCUGUCGUCCCAUGUUUUUUAAUUAAUAGAAAUGUCAUCAAGUCUGUUUUGUCUUUUAGAACGUCUGACAUAUCGUCAAAGGCUUUGAAAGAGUCCUACUCAAGUGUAUUUUACUAAAUAUACACAGAAAAAUUCUUUACAAGGCUAUCUAAAGCCACUCUAUUUUUAGUUCCAAAAAAAAAAAAAAAGAAUUCCAAGAAUACAUUAUUUCUUAAUAUAUAUCAUUGUCCAAAAAUAUCACCAGUAACUGAAUCUGUUAAGAACGAUUUCUUUUUCUCUCUCUUAGUCUCAAACACAUAUGUCUAUUUCUCCUCCCAUUGCUCUCCAUCUUCCAUUUUCAUUCGUUUUCUUGCACAGAGAAAAGGAAGGAUCUGCAACCACCAGAGAAAAAAAAGAAGCCCCAUUAAAGAAAACUGCACCAUCCCCGCCGGCAACGCAACCGAUAUCUCACCAUCAACAAAAGCAAACAAUAACAACAACAUCAAACAAUAUGAGCAUUCCAAGGAUUGGCAACGGCACCACCCAAGCUUGUGCUGCCUGCAAAUACCAGCGUAGGAAGUGCGCUCCUGACUGUAUUCUCGCUCCUUAUUUCCCUCAUGAUCGCCAAAGACAAUUCCUCAAUGCCCAUAAAUUGUUUGGUGUUAGCAACAUAACCAAAAUCAUCAAACCCCUAAGCCAACCUGACAAGGACGAAGCUAUGCGAACUAUCAUUUUCCAAUCAGAUGUUCGGGCCAGUGAUCCCGUUGGAGGCUGUUAUCGAAUCAUUCGUGAGCUUCAACGCCAAAUCGAAUACCACAAGGCUGAGCUUGAUCUUGUUCUUCAUCAACUAGCCAUUUGUCGAGCUCAAGCUCACCAACAAACUCACUUCCAGAUGCUAGAAACCGAUGAUUCAACAACGCUUGAAUGUGAGAUUGUUAAUCAAGAUUCUUUGGAUAUUUAUGAUCCCACGAUGAUGCAAUAUCAUUAUCCACAAACGCAAGAAGAGGAACAAGAAUUUGUGGUUCCAGAUCAUGAUCAACAACUGCAAGAACACCUUGUCAAUGAAACUGCAGCCUUGACCAUCCAGGAUUCUACUCACGUUGUUUCAUCAUCAUCAUCGCCAUCCUUGCAUAAUGUCAAGCAGCCUUAUGUUAAUGAAUGCGACGAUAUCAAGCCACUUCUUGACAUAAACGACGUCAAGUUUGAGCCUGAAGAGUUAGUUGAAAGGAAGUUUGUACCAUCGACACAGUUAGUUAUAUCAUCAUGAAGAAGAAUACUUAUUCUUGUUAACCGUACAUGCAAAGAGGAGGAGGAAUAAGAAGAAGAAAGAAAUGCCCAUAUCUUAAUUUGUUUUGUCGAAGGUAGGUUUGUGUUCCAUAUCACAUUCUAGGAGAUUGAUAAGUGCUACUGUUUCUGGGUUUUCAAUGUCUUAGAGCUGUAAAAGGAAAAAAAAAUUACACAGCUCUGAUUUUCCCUGGAUGUAAAGCAGAUCUAAACAGGAGUUGUAAGCAUUAAUUGAUCAUUAGCUUCGUUUAAUGAUAUAUGACCAAGAUUAAUGGACAUCAAAUAUAAAAGAAUGCUGCAAAUCUCUUUUAGGCUUAGAAGAUGAGAUUUGAAAAAUAUGCUUUCAAUUUGGAAAUUUGUAUGAGAAUUCAAUCAUUUGAUCAUGGACAAUGAUCUUUAUGCAGAAGAAAUAAGUAUUUUUUAUUUAUUUUAUAUUGUUGUUAGAUGAUAUAUAUUGCAAAUUAAAAACUAAAUUAGAACAAUUUUA
Molecule: messenger RNA, 2087 nt
Organism: Hevea brasiliensis (rubber tree)
Lineage: Eukaryota; Viridiplantae; Streptophyta; Magnoliopsida; Malpighiales; Euphorbiaceae
Product: LOB domain-containing protein 22-like
Exons: 1
Coding region: 636-1583 (315 amino acids)
Source: RefSeq, a predicted model, not a curated record